CUUCGGUUGUGCUGUCACCGCCCCCUGAUUGUUUUCUUAGUUGGGUUUCUGUUGCCUAUUGUUCGUCUCCUUCGCUUCGUCGGCCAUGGCGUCCUCCUCCGGUUCUCUGCCCGCCCUAGAGGCCGUGCAGGUGCUGGUGUCGUCUUUGGUCGACGAAUCGCUUGUCGUGAGGGAAUCAUCUCUGGCCGCUCUUAGAGAAAUCGCGCCGCUGAAUCCCCUUUUGGUCAUUGAUUGCUGUGUCUCAAUAUCCAAAGGAGGGCGUCGGCGUUUUGGUAACAUGGCUGGAGUGUUCCUUGUUAUGGCGGGGGCAGUUCGGGCUAUGGACCCGAAGGAUGUCGACUCUACAUAUAUGGCUAAGCUUGCAAAGAUAGCCACUUCAGAGAUUAUCACCUCUAAGGAACUUAAUGCUGACUGGCAAAGGGCAGCAGCUGGUCUACUUGUUUCAAUUGGAUCUCAUGCGCCUGACUUGAUGAUGGAAGAAGUUUUUCUCCAUUUAUCCGGACCUAAUUCAGCUUUACAGUCCAUGGUGCAGAUACUAGCAGAUUUUGCAUCUGCUGAAGCCUUGAAAUUCACCCCACAUUUGAAAGAUGUCCUUUUACGUGUGUUACCUAUUCUUGGAAGUGUGCGGGACACUCAACGGCCAGUUUUUGCAAAUGCAUUUAAAUGCUGGUGUCAGGCUGCUUGGCAGUAUAUUGGAGAUUUCCCUUCAGAUCCGCUUCUUGAUAGUGAUGUGAUGUCAUUCAUGAACUCUGUUUUUGAGUUAUUGUUGAGAGUUUGGGCAGGUUCACGAGACCUAAAGGUACGACUUUCUGCAGUAGAUGCUUUAGGACAGAUGGUUGGACUUAUUACCCGUUCGCAGUUGAAGGCAGGAUUGCCCAGGCUAAUCCCAACGAUUUUGGACUUAUACAAGAAAGAUCAAGAGAUUGCUUUUCUUGCUACACAGAGUCUGCAUAAUCUUCUUACUGCCUGUUUGCUAUCAGAGAGUGGUCCUCCCCUACUUGAUUUUGAGGAACUUACAGUAAUCUUGUGCACGCUUCUCCCCGUAGCAUGCAUCAAUAGCCAGACUGAUCACCGUUUGAACUUCUCGAUGGGCCUAAAGACUUAUAAUGAGAUUCAGCAUUGCUUUCUUGUAAUUGGUUCUGUAUAUCCUGAGGAUCUCUGUGUCUUCCUUCUGAAUAAAUGUCAGUCAAAAGAUGAACUGUCAACAAUUGGAGCACUCUAUGCAGUAAAGCAUCUAUUACCCAGGUUGUUGGAAGCUUGGCAUGGAAAAAGAGUAUCACUUGUUGAAGUUGUCAAAUUGCUGGUAGAUGAGCAGAGCUUAGGUGUUAGAAAAGCACUUGCAGAAUUAAUUGUUGUCAUGGCUUCGCACUGUUACUUAAGUGGGCCUCCUGCAGAGCUUUUUGUGGAGUACCUUGUACGCCAUUGUGCUAUUUCAGACCAGGAAAUAAAAAUAUUCAAGUCUUUGAAGGAAGCCUCUUCUAGGGGCAGCCCUUUCCAGUCAUUUCAGAAUAGAAACCUUAAGGUAAUGGUAGGUGCAGUUAGUCCAUCAGAACUGAGGGUAAUCUGUGAAAAAGGUCUCCUUUUAUUGGCUAUCACAAUUCCUGAGAUGGAGCAUAUACUCUGGCCUUUCAUCUUGAAGAUGCUUUUACCAAAAGAAUAUACAGGUGCAGUUGCAACGGUCUGCAAGUGCAUAACUGAGCUGUGCAGGCACAGGUCAUUUCACACAAGUAUGAUAUCCUGUGAAUUUAAUAAUUCAAAUGAUAUUCCUAGCCCUGAGGAUCUUUUUGCUCGAUUAAUUGUUCUUAUGCAUGACCCUGUUGCAAGGGAGCAGCUGGCAACUCAAAUUUUGACGGUUUUAUGUUUCUUAGGUCCUUUAUUCCCCAAAAACCUGAGUUUCUUUUGGCAAGAUGAGGUUCCCAAAAUGAAGGCAUACAUAAGUGAUCUCGAUGACUUAAGGCAAGAUUCUUCUUACCAAGAGACUUGGGACGACAUGAUAGUCAAUUUUUUAUCAGAAUCUUUGGAUGUUGUCCAAGACAAUGAAUGGAUCCUUUCAUUGGGCAAUGCUUUUGCAAGACAAUAUGCUCUUUAUGAUGACGAUGAUGAGCAUUUGGCACUGCUUCAUAGAUGCCUUGGAAUGCUUCUUCAAAAAGUUGAUGAUAGAGUAUAUGUUAAUGGAAAGAUAGAAUGGAUGUAUGCACAUGCAAACAUCUCAGUCCCUACAAAUAGGCUUGGUCUUGCUAAAGGCAUGGGGCUGAUUGCUGCUUCACAUCUAGAUACUGUUCUGGAAAAAUUGAAAUGCAUUUUAGACAAUGUUGGAUAUAGCAGGUUUCAAAGGUUUUUCUCCUUCCUUUCUGGUAGAGUUUUGGAGGAUGCAGAUGAUACAUAUGCAGCUUUAGCAUUAAUGUAUGGGUAUGCUGCUAGAUAUGCUCCUUCGACAGUUAUAGAGGCUAGAAUAAAUGCACUAGUGGGCACAAAUAUGCUUUCACGUCUUCUUCAUGUGCAACAUCCUACUGCAAAGCAAGCUAUUAUAACUGCAAUUGAUCUAUUAGGUCGUGCAGUUAUCAAUGCUGCUGAAAUGGGCAUUUCAUUCCCACUGAAACGCAGAGAUCAAAUGCUCGAUUAUGUGCUGACGUUGAUGGGAAGAGAUGAUAGAGAGGAGUUAAUUGAUUCGAGCACUGAGCUUCUCCAUACUCAGACUCUUGCUCUGAGUGCAUGUAAGACAUUGGUUCUGGUAGAGCCGAGAUUACCGGUUGAAGCAAGAAACCAUGUAAUGAAGGCUACUUUAGGUUUCUUUGCUUUACCCAGUGAUCCUUCAGAUAUCAUCGACCCACUUGUUGACAAUCUUAUUUCUUUAUUGUGUGCUAUUCUUUUAACCAGUGGUGAAGAUGGACGAAGUCGAGCAGAGCAGCUGUUGCAUAUUCUUAGACAGGUGGAUUUAUAUGUUUCAUCUUCUGUGGAGCACCAAAGAAGAAGAGGUUGUGUUGCUGUAUAUGAGUUGUUACUCAAAUUCAGGGCCCUUUUCUCUGGAGGAGUUUGUGGACUGGGUUGCCACUCAAGUUGUAUGCACAGCAAACAAAUCGAUAGAGUGGCACAAAGAAACUUUUCCAAUUUACCAUCUGCUUUUGUAUUACCAAGCCGGGACUCUCUGAGCCUGGGAGAAAGGGUAAUAGCAUAUCUUCCACGAUGUGCAGAUACAAGCUCUGAAGUUCGAAAAUUAGCAGCACAGAUUAUUGGUCAAUUCUUCAGCGUCGCAUUAUCACUUCCAAAACUGGCAGCAUCCGUUAGUUAUAUUGAUAUUGAAGUUUCAUACAGUGCCUUGUCAUCUCUUGAAGAUGUUAUUUCGAUUUUAAGAAGGGAUGCAUCUAUAGACCAGUCUGAAACUUUUAACAGGGUUAUUUCAUCUGUUUGUGUUCUACUAACAAGAGAUGAGCUAAUUAUCUCAUUGCAUACAUGCACGUCGGCAAUAUGUGAUAAGAUCAAACAGUCGGCAGAUGGUGCUAUUCAAGCUGUCAUUGAGUUUAUCUCUAAGCGAGGCAAUGAGUUACUUGAAGCUGAUAUUUCAAGGACAACCCAGUCUUUGCUUUCAGCAACUAUUGCCAUUACUGAUAAACAUACACGUCAGGAAGUUCUAAAUGCUAUAUCAUGCUUGGCUGAGAAUACCAACUCAAGCAUUGUCUUUAAUGAAAUUUUGGCUGCUGCUGGACGGGAUAUAGUUACUAAAGAUGUUACCAGGAUUCGGGGUGGCUGGCCGAUGCAGGAUGCAUUUUUUGCAUUCUCCCAGCAUCCGGUGCUUUCUUUUUCGUUUCUUGAGUAUGUGGUUUCUGUUCUUGAUCGAACUCCUCUACCCAAGACUGAUGUAGACAAGGGAGAAAUUGUUGCUCACUCUGUUGAAUUUCAAAAUGACAACCAAAUUCAGCAAGCAGCUAUUCUUGCUAUUACUGCAUUUUUCAGAGGAGGUGGUAAAAUUGGAAAGAAAGCAGUUGAACAAAGUUAUUCUACUGUUCUUUCUGCGCUUACACUGCAGCUUGGAAGUUGCCAUGGGUUGGCCAGCCUGGGGCAACUUGAACCUUUACGGUUGUUGCUAUUAGCAUUUCAAUCUUUCUGUGAUUGUGUGGGGGAUAUUGAGAUGGGCAAGAUUUUGGCUAGAGAUGGAGAACACAAGGACCAAGAGAAGUUGAUUGAUCUGAUUCAGGAGAUUGCUUCCUGUACCUCCAUGAAAAGACCUAAAGAGGUUUCGCCGAUAAGUAUGAUUUUGAGCAAAGCAUUAAACAGGCAUCAAAGGUUUCAAAGGGAAGCUGCUGCUUCUGCUUUGUCAGAGUUCAUUCGUCAUAGUGACGGAUUACCUUCAUUGCUGGAACAUAUUGUAGAGGCAAUGUGCUUGCAUGUUUCAGAUGAAUCACCAACUGUGAGAAGCCUUUGUCUGCGCGGUCUUGUGCAGAUUCCAAAGAGUCAUAUGCCUAACUACAUCGCACAAGUUCUUGGAGUCAUUGUAGCUUUACUCGAAGACCCUGAUGAAUCAGUUCAAUUAACCGCAGUACAAUGCUUGCUUAGUGUUCUCAGCUCAUCAUCUGAAGAGGCUGUAGAUCCCAUUUUAAUAAAUCUAUCUGUGCGGCUGAGAAAUCUACAGAUCUCCAUGAAUGAGAAAAUGCGUUCGAAUGCUUUUGCAGCCUAUGGAGCAUUAAGCAACUUUGGAAUGGGUUCACAACAUCAGGCUUUUCUUGAGCAGGUUCAUGCCACUAUCCCUCGCCUGAUUCUUCAUCUUCAUGAUGAUGAUCUGAAUGUUCGUCAAGCAUGCAGGAAUACCCUUCGACAGCUUGCACCCUUGAUAGAAGCUGAUGGCUUCUCUGCCCUUUUUAACAAACAAGUUUUCAGUUCCGAAAGAAGAAGCGAUUAUGAGGACUUCAUAAGAGAUCUAUCAAGGCAUGUCUAUCAACUCCUGGCCUCUAGAGUUGAUAGUUACUUAGCACCAUUGAUCCAGGCUUUUGAUUCACCUUGGCCGGUUAUACAAGCAAAUGCAAUUUACUUCUCCAGUUGCUUGCUGUCACUUUCAGAAGAUCAGCGGUCUUUGGCUCCUUACUGUUUGCAGGUGUUUGCAGCAUUAGUAACCCGAAUGAAUCGAUCACCAGAUGCAGUUGUUCGAGCAUCAUGCUCCUUUGCUCUGGGUCUUUUGUUGAAGGCUUUCAACCCACUUGCACAUACAGUAUUACAAAUCGAUCAGACAGAUUCUGGUAGAAGUAAUAUUACAGAGUAAGCUUUUUAAUUUUAAACCUCCUUGAAGUCACACCGAGCUAAAGAUGGUGGCUCAAGAAAGAUGAUGUGCAGUAAAUGACCAGAAGAUAUUGAUGUUCGAUUUGCCCUGUUGCCAAGCCCAACAUUCAGAUCAAAAUUAAAGGGUGAUUGGAGUUCACAAACGGUCUGUAAGCAUACCACAGUUGCUGUUUCAUAUUCCUUGUAUUAUUCAUCCGAUGUACAUAUACAGUUGCAUAGUUGUUUUUUGUUUUUUCAUUUUUUGGGGUGUGUAUGUGGAAAAAAUAAAACCCUUGUAUGUGAAUUAGCGGUGUAUCUUUCUUUAUUGGAUCCACCGGAAGCUUGCGUUUUCAAUCAAGUGCUUUCUGUC
Molecule: messenger RNA, 5617 nt
Organism: Musa acuminata subsp. malaccensis (wild Malaysian banana)
Lineage: Eukaryota; Viridiplantae; Streptophyta; Magnoliopsida; Zingiberales; Musaceae
Product: protein SHOOT GRAVITROPISM 6
Cellular component (GO): cytoplasm
Source: RefSeq, a predicted model, not a curated record